Messenger RNA from Ceraceosorus guamensis, 1629 nucleotides. RefSeq names its product MFS general substrate transporter. The record is from RefSeq and is a predicted model, not a curated record. The transcript is spliced from 2 exons. NCBI's taxonomy places the organism in Eukaryota, Fungi, Basidiomycota, Exobasidiomycetes, Ceraceosorales, Ceraceosoraceae. Bases 1 to 1629 code for a protein of 542 amino acids. Gene Ontology annotation, molecular function: nitrate transmembrane transporter activity. Gene Ontology annotation, biological process: transmembrane transport.
AUGUCCGCAGGUGGUGUGGCUACCACGGAGGCGUAUGUGUCCGAGACGCAGAGGCAAGCCCGAGCAGGACAGCUCAAGUUCAGAUGGGCCUCUCUGUGGGAGCCUGCAGUGGUGAACCCCGUCAACGGUAAAAGUUACACAUUCCCCAUUUUCCGGUUCUGGGACCCCUACUCUACUGCCUUCUGGCUCGCCACACUGGGAUUCUUCACCGCCUUCAUCUGCUGGUUCGCUUUCGCAGCCUUGAUGACAGAAGCCGUCAGAGUCGACCUGAGACUCACAGCAGACCAAGUUGCAAACAGCAACCUGUGCUCUCUUGCCGGUACUGCCGUCGUCCGGUUCCUCGUUGGACCUGCCGUGGACAAGUGGGGACCUCGCAAAGUCCUUGCUACUCUUUUGGUCGUAGGUGCCAUUCCCUCGGCUCUCGUCCCGACCAUCAGCAACCUCGGUGGGCUUGAGACCAUUCGUUUCUUCAUCUCGAUUCUCGGAGGAACUUUCGUGCCCACUCAAGCUUGGACCACCGCCUUCUUCGACAAGACCAUCGUGGGAACCGCCAACGCUUUCUCGGGCGGCUGGGGCAACCUCGGCGGCGGUCUGAGCCCUGUAUUGAUGAUCAACACCUUUGAAGGCUUGCACCGCGCUGGCCUCAGCACCCACCUCGCUUGGCGUAUCGCCUUCUUGGCACUGCCCGUGCCUUUGCUCCUCGUCGUCGCUGCUGUGCUGAUGCUGUUAGGUCGCGACCACCCAGCCGGCAAGUGGUGGCAGCGUCAUCAACUCCCAGGUACCGCCAUGGCUGUCGCUGCUGGUCAAGAUGUUCAACUGGAUCCGAGAGAGAUCCGUGAGCAGGAGCGCAUGCGCGAAGGUGCUCAAGAGCAGGGCAGCGAGAAGGUCGUCACCCGCCACGCUCCCGCGAAGACGUCGGACUUCCACGAGACAGGAGAGCAGUUCGACAAGAAUGACGCAGCUCAAUCUGAACCUCUCACUGCUCGCGCUGCCCUGGAUAUUGCCCUUGACCUACGAGUUUGGAUGGUCGCGCUCAGCUACUGCAUCACCUUUGGUCUCGAGACGGCCAUGGAUGCUGCUCUGCCUCAGCUGAUCUACGGGCUGUUUGCUGGUCCUAGCUUUUCCGUUGCCGAUGCCGCCUACGCAGCCUCAACUUACGGCCUGCUCAACUUGUACGCUCGUCCUCUCGGUGGCAUCCUUUGCGACAUUCUCUACAACCGCUUCCGUCCUCGCGGCCUUGGUGUGCGCGCCAAGGUAGUGUUCCUCAUCGCCAUGAAUAUCAUGCAAGGUGUACUCAUGAUUGGACUUGGCUUCUACGUCGACCAAGGCGCACCCCCAACUCUUGGCGGCGUGCUGGGCUUCAUUGUCGGCAUUGCUACCACCGGUUUCGCAGCCAAUGGAGCAGCCUACGCCGUCUACCCUCACAUCCGACCAAAGAACAGCGGUACGGUGGCAGGCGCAGUCGGUGCCUUCGGUGCCAUUGGUGGUAUCUUCUACACUCUCAUCUUCAAGUUCCACCCAGGCACCAAGCCCACCAGAACUCUCGGCAAGAAGUUCUGGAUCGCCGGAAUCUUCAACACUGCUGCCAUCUUCCCCUUCGCAUUUGUGCCUCUUGGAGAUGCUCAUUGA